This is a messenger RNA of Polistes canadensis, 3088 nucleotides long. It is a transcript of the gene Bsg, whose product is annotated as neuroplastin. Gene Ontology annotation, molecular function: cell adhesion molecule binding. Gene Ontology annotation, biological process: cell-cell adhesion. Lineage: Eukaryota; Metazoa; Arthropoda; Insecta; Hymenoptera; Vespidae. The record is from RefSeq and is a predicted model, not a curated record. Gene Ontology annotation, cellular component: cell-cell junction.
GAGAGAGAGAGAGAGAGAGAGAAAGAAAGAAAGACAGUCAGACAGAGAGGGAAAGAGAGAGAGAGAGAUAAUAGAGACGAACAGACAGAGAAAGAGAGGAAUUAAAGAAGAGAUAACGAUAAGGUAUCGGACACUAAUGAUACGCCGUGGCGGCCACAAGAGUGUCGAGUGUGCGUGUAAACGGUGCUAGAAGAGAGCGAGUUUUGGUGGAUCGUAAUUUCAUCUUGCCUUUGGUAAAACAAGAAGGAAAUAUUACUAGUAUUACUAUCUUACCACUACUCCGUACGAUUGCUCGUUGUGUGACGAGUAACAACAAGGACAGGACAGCGGAACAGUCUUGACAUUUUUGUGAGAGCAACAACAACGAAAGCAACGAGGACGACAGAACAGUGAACAAAAAGACUUUCAAUCUUACAGAAAGUCUUGUCUCGUCUUUCUUCGUGGUUCAUCAUUCCUUAACGUUAUCGUCUUCAUUUUCAUCUAAAUCUUUUUCUUCUCUUCUUUUUCUUCUUCUUCUUCUUCUCCUUUUCUCUCCUUUUCCUUUUUCUUUUCUAUAUCGAUAAGGUCCCCGUGCAAACGGAAGCCUUUGGUAUAUCUCCCACAUCGCACACAGUCACGCGAUAACGCGUACAUUAGCUCCACGAGAUGGAGAGACGAGCUGGUUUUGUGCUGCUGGGAAUGCUAUAUUUAGCAAGCACCCUCGAGUCCGUCCAGGCAGUGAACUAUACGGGACCGAGGCUCGUACACAAGGGUCAACCUUGGAGUAUUGAAUGCAGCGGCCUCCAGCCGGACGAUAACAUUAGGUGGACUAGAAAUGGUCAAACUCUCGAGCCGGAAUUGGCGAGUGGUCAGUUGGUCGUCCGUUCGAAGGUCAAAACCGGAGGAAGCGAGCUUGCAGCAAUUCAGGCCACGGAGUUCCAUGAAGGCGACUACAAGUGCACGCCCGACAGCUCCGACGCUUUUCAUCUAUUUCUAUAUUUCGAUGUGAAGAUUCGAGUACUUACACAGAAGGAGGUACCUCUGUCUUUGGAGUGUGCUAAUCGAAGCUCCGGAGAGAAAGUAGCAUGGUAUAAGGAAAAAGUACCGAUAUUGACGGCACUGGUUGGUAAAGAGGACCUCAUCAAAAUAGAUAACGAGACUAGCACCUUGGAAGUAUUGAAAGUUGACGAUGUUGUCGUUUAUGGAAAUUAUUCUUGUAAAGUAGGCAAUGUUUCGACAGACUACAGGAUCGUACCAAAACCGUCCGUUAUCUUACCCGAAUCGGUAAGCGUCGUCGAAGGUGAGAAAUUGCUUUUGGUAUGUAACGGUAAACACAGUCCAGGUGUGAAGAUCAUAUGGACGUUUGGCGAUCAAAAUUAUACCACUAGCAAGGGUAGAGUCAAAAUUACGCGCGAUCAAGAGAAAGGAAUUAACGGUGCCGUUUUGACCGUCGAAAAUAUUGAGAUGAACGAUCGCGGUAAGGUUUACUGUAGGGUAUCUUACAAUUGGUCCGACACAACGGAGGGUCAUUCCGCGCAAGCUGUCUCCUUACUUAGGGUCAAGGACAAACUUGCCGCACUCUGGCCCUUCCUUGGUAUCUGCGGUGAGGUCGUAGUACUCUGUGCUAUCAUUCUCGUUUACGAAAAGAAACGAAAUAAGGCCGAACUUGACGAGUCCGAUACCGAGCAAAGUCCUGACACCAAACCAACGCCUAACAAAGAUUCCGAGGUCAGACAAAGAAAGUGAAGAAGCAGAAUUUAAGCGGCGGAAGAACGAGAGCGAUACAUAUAUAUUAAGAAAAAAAAAAAAAGCGAUAUAAGAAAAAAAAUAACGUGGUAUUUCAUGAAGUGAUUACUUAAAUCAGCCCGGAAUACUUAGCGAAUACGGAUUUUCUUCGUGGAAAUAAAAAAAGAAAGAUAGAAAUUGGUAGAUAAAGAGAAUGAGUGAGUGAGUGAGUGAAUGAAUGAGCGAGAGAGUGAGUGAGAGAGAAAAAGAGAAAGAACGAAAGUAUCAUCUAUCAAUGUGUAUGCUAUUUCGUGCGUAUAAAAGAAAAAAAGAAAAAAAAUAUAGAAAAAGGUGAAAAAAUUAAAAUGAGGGCUUGUGGAAAUACGCACGCAGAAAUUAACAUUUACGAACAAAUAAAAUUAAGCCUUAAUACGAUGUUCGCUCCAUGUAUCAGAUGUUCGUCUGUCGUAUUCGACUCCAUUGCUUUGAUCGAUAGAAAAAUGAUAUAUGAUAUGAUAUGAUGUGAUGUAUAUGGUGUGUAUGUUAGGAGGUAUACAAGUAGCGCGUAUGUAUGUGCAUGUAUAUGAUUCUGUUCUACGCGCGGUUUUAAUGAUGAGAAUAAAUAUGUUCGUGUAAUAAGGUUCAGAGGAGAGAAAGUAAAAGGGCGCGAUAGUGAUGAUAAUAUAAUGACUAUAUGAUGAUGAAGCAGCAUGCGCAAAAUGCAUUCAAAAUGGUAGGCUAAAAAUGAUGUAACGUUAUAAUUAUGAGAUUCAAUUACCGUGGAGAAUGUGAUUGCGCGCGCGCACGUUUGCGAGACACACACACACAGAUCUUAUUCGUUGCGGUUAAUCUUAAUGCAUUAGUAUGGUGACCGGUCGAUCGCGCAUUCGUUCACUAUAUAUUUUAGUAUCGUUCUUCUGGAAAAAAAAAGAAAAAGAAAGAGGAACGGUGAAAGGAGAGAAAAUCAAUUAAAAGUGACUCGACUUCUCCUGUGUAACUUCGUACACAUCAUCGACGAAAAAAGAAAGAAUAACAACAACAACAAAGAAAACACACACAAAGAAAAUAAAUAAAUCUUAUGAAUAGGACCGAAGAUGUGCUGGAUACUAUUAGUUACAUUAUAACAUUUAUGAUAGGGACGAUAUGGCAAAGCGCGUUUAUAAUUGACUUCCGAUUUUACUUAUCCAUCUUUCGGAGGUACAGAGAACUUACCUUUGGCGUCGCCUUAUUACAAUUAUAAAUCAUCAAUCAUUAAACUAUAUCGGAAGUCUUGCCGCACGUGACGCCGUUGUUAACAACAUUACUGUAAUUAAUAAUAUUGCCAUCGUUACUACUGCUGCUACUAUCGUUAUUAUGAUUAUUACAAGUAUUAUCGUUAAUUUUA